Aspergillus tubingensis is the source of this 1314-nucleotide messenger RNA. RefSeq names its product glycosyltransferase family 2 protein. The transcript is spliced from 4 exons. Bases 1 to 1314 code for a protein of 437 amino acids. Lineage: Eukaryota; Fungi; Ascomycota; Eurotiomycetes; Eurotiales; Aspergillaceae. The record is from RefSeq and is a predicted model, not a curated record.
AUGGAGUUUCCGUUCAUGCGAGCAUUUAUUGCCCUCUUUUUGUAUCGCUACUUCCGUCUUGUUGUGAAUCUCUUUUCUUUCUGGACGUUCAAACCAAUUCCUCCGCCGGAGAAUCCGAAGUUGACUGCCCAAGAUGUAACGGUUAUCUUACCAACGUUAGAGGGAUGUGGUGAUGAACUCGUGGAAACCAUAAGAACGAUUCUCGACACUCAGCCCUACGAACUCCUUUUGGUCACCAUUGAAGCGAAUCGACAAAAAGCUGAGAACAUGCUGAGCUUGAUGCCCGCUUCGAAGUCAAGAAUCCGCUUGUUCACCGUUACUCACCCCAACAAGCGCCGACAAAUGACUAGAGCGAUCCCUGAAGUCAAGACUACUAUCACGGUCUUCGCAGAUGAUGACGUGAGUUGGCCACGCACAGUCCUCCCUUGGAUGCUAGCACCUUUCGAAAAGGAUGAGCGAUUCGGUGGUGUGGUAACUUGUCAACGUCUGAGACGGGCUGUUUCGCCAUCAUUCUCUCAACGCAUAUGGGGAUUUCUGGGUGCACUUUACUUGGAACGAAGAAACUUCGAUUGUGCGGCAACAACGCAUAUUGACGGUGGACUUCCCUGCAUGUCAGGCCGGACAGUCGCAUACAGAACAGAUAUCCUUCAGAAUGAGGGAUUCACGUAUGGAUUUACCAACGAAGAAUGGUGGUUCGGAAAGUACCAAUUGAACGCAGACGACGACAAUUUCAUUACCCGUUGGAUGGUGUCGCAUGGCUGGGAGACUUAUAUGCAAUAUCAUCCUGAAGCGGAGGUCUUGACAACUCUGGAAGACAACCCCAAGUUUCUCAAGCAGUGCGCGCGCUGGUCCCGAAGCAACUGGAGGAGCAACCUUACAAGCAUGUUCCACGAAAAACACAUCUGGUAUCGCCAGCCUUGGAGCGCAUACGCUGUUCACUUGACGACGCUUUCGCCGCCAGCUUUCCUCGGCGAUUUAUUGCUCCUUAUACUAUGUCACAAGGCUACGGUUUCUUGGGACAAUGAUACGCACGCGCUAGCUAUGCAAGCUCUCGGACUGUGGAUGUUUAUUAGCAAGUUCAUCAAACUUCUCGGACAUUACAUCCGUUACCCGGUUGAUGUUAUCCUUUUGCCGGUGUCCAUCCUCUUCGGCUAUUUCCACGGAGCUAUUAAAAUAUACGCCGUGCUAACUCUGAAUGUGACCACAUGGGGUAGCAGAGACGGUGCUGAUGAUUAUGACGCGGAGCGGAUGAAGAAGCGAACGGACACGGACCGUAUGAAACGGCCUUAUUACCCGAGUUACAUAACUCAAUGA